Molecule: messenger RNA, 1071 nt
Organism: Calidris pugnax (ruff)
Lineage: Eukaryota; Metazoa; Chordata; Aves; Charadriiformes; Scolopacidae
Gene: GAL
Product: galanin/GMAP prepropeptide
Exons: 8
Coding region: 382-807 (141 amino acids)
Cellular component (GO): extracellular region
Molecular function (GO): hormone activity
Source: RefSeq, a predicted model, not a curated record
UGAGAUACUGUAUCUGCUUCUGAGAGGACCAAUGGCUCUGAAGCCACCUUCCUCCUUGGCCUAUGAAGAAAACUGCUGGUGCAGUGGGUCUCCUGGAAUUGCGAUGAGACUUCGGCAUCGGGUUGGCGAGGGAGCAGCGAUCCGGGGGGGGGAGGCGUGGGGGGGUGGCUCUCGGCCCCCGCCUCCCCCCCUCCAGGCGGGCGCCCCCCCUGCGCGGCCGCGCUGCAGCCCAUAAAGAGCGGAGGGAAGAGAGGGUGGGCGAGCAGAUCCGCGCACCGUGGCCAUGCAGUGAGUGCCCUCCGGGAGGACCGGAGCCGUGGGACAAGCCGCCACCACCGGGUGAAACCCUGCGAGGGAGAGGCUGUCGCGCCGCGGCUCAAGAUGCAGAGGGGCACUGGUGUCCUGUUCCUGUCGUUAAUCCUUUGUGCCACCCUGUCAGAAACAUUUGGACUGGUUUUCUCAGCAAAAGAAAAAAGAGGCUGGACUUUGAAUAGUGCUGGUUACCUACUUGGGCCUCGUCGUAUUGAUCAGCUUUUACUGAUAAAGGAAAUGCCCAUUGCAAGGGGGAGAGAAGAGGCACCAGGGGCAUAUGCAGUAGAUAACCACAGAUCUUUUAAUGACAAACAUGGUUUCACUGGUAAACGUGAAAUACAGCCUGAUGAGGAUAUUAAAGCAGGGAAUCUUGGAAGACCACUGGCUGAUGAAAACAUUGUGCGUACAGUACUUGAAUUUUUGACUUACUUGCAUCUUAAAGAGGUGGGAGCACUUGACAAACUACCUUCACCAGAGGAAACUAACCAGUCUUGAAGAAGAAUGUGUUCUUAUUCUCUUGUAGUGUAGAUUUAGAUUGAAAUCUAAACAAAAGAUCUAAAUGAGCUGAAGAUGAGAAGUAUUGUUUGCAUUAAUCUGAUAAAUGGUAAACAGCUUUCUGCCUUCUGGGGUUUUUUUUUGUUUGUUUGGGGUUUUUUGUUUGCUUUUUUUUUUCCCCCUUCUGUGAUGUUAUAGUGUAAAAUUUUGCCUUGGAAAACUUUUUCUGUAGGUAAAUGAUUAAAUAAAAAUAAAGAGCAACUA